This is a messenger RNA of Aspergillus caelatus, 1266 nucleotides long. RefSeq names its product Sec63 complex subunit SEC66. The transcript is spliced from 3 exons. Gene Ontology annotation, biological process: post-translational protein targeting to membrane, translocation. Bases 212 to 1024 code for a protein of 270 amino acids. Lineage: Eukaryota; Fungi; Ascomycota; Eurotiomycetes; Eurotiales; Aspergillaceae. The record is from RefSeq and is a predicted model, not a curated record. Gene Ontology annotation, cellular component: Sec62/Sec63 complex.
AUUGUUUCUCCCUCCCUCAUACAACUCCGACAUUGUGCUGCUUGGUGUCGCGCGCAAUUUUAAAUUUCAACAUUAUUUGCAGACAGCGCUGCAAAGGUUUUACACCACAACCAGUGACGAUAUUAUGACCCCAGCCUAAAUACUCCCCGCCGACAUUUAAAUUCCAUUCGAUCGCUAUUCCAGUACAACCAUAUCUGUCCUAUACAACACCAUGGUAAACUGGCUCAGUCUUGCCGUGCCGUUCGCCUACCUAGGCGUCCUGAUCGGCUCCCUGGCAACGUUCUCCUCAUUAUACCGCAAACGCAAAGCCCAAAAGGCAUUCUCUCUAGAAGCAUGGUUCCCUGCUCAUCUCCAACGAGAUAUCUACUUCUCCCUUCUUCACAUUGACCCGCCUGCGACCUCUUCCAAGGAGAAGAAGGCGCCCGCUGUACCCGAGUCGGUGCUUAAGGCUGCGCUCUUAAGACGUGCAGAGGAAGAUAUUAAACGGGUUUUGGCCCUGCGCAGUCAGAAACAAGCUUUAGCUGUGCUGCUUCAGCGUGGUAGUGUGGGUGAUGAUUUGUGGCAACGGUUCCAGAGGGCGGAGAAGGAGAUGGAGGAUGAGGUUCGCGAUGUUGUCUCUGAGGCCAACGCAUAUGUACCUGGUUGGGGCCAAACGAUUUUCCAAUCUGCCAAUGAAAUGAUGAACAACACCCUCUACCGCGAGCGCAUCGCAGAGCAGCAGGCCAAGUUGGAUGAGGAGCGACAAUGGUGGGAAAAGAAGAGAGCCAGCAUCAAGGAAGGAUUCAUGAAGGAAUUGGACGCCGAGGACUCUACUUCCACCGCACCUUCACAAAAUACCGAAGCUCCAGCUGACACGACUCCUACUACGACCAGCAACUCCACCCCUGCAACAAAGACCCCCGAGUCAUCUGGUGCACCGUCCUCAGUAACUGGAAGCGAUGACGAUGCUGUUUUGGUCGAGGCUGAUGAUCAGCCUGGGAGUCCGGCGUCCCCAGGCAAGAAGAAGAAGAAGGGCAAGAAAUAAUGGUUUCACGUUCGGGUGUUUUCGUCGCGUCCGUUUCUUUCAUGCAUUAAAAGAUACUCUUACAUCUUCUAUAUCAUACGCAUCUGUAUUUUGUGUGCUCAAUAUAACUUGAUGUUAGAAGAGAGACAAUAACGGUGCUUCUUGGCUGGUUACAUUUGUGUGUACGAUACUUCUCGCUUCUUGGUAAGAAAGUGGUUUGAGGGUUAAUAUACCCUGGGCGAAACAACUGGUCACCAUAACAU